CCGUUUCGUUCUCGCCCCAAUUACUCGCACAACUUUUACGUAACAACGAUUCUUUAUGCAAUUACCAUUAACCCUGUUUCGCUUCCCAGGAUUUGGUUGGAAUUCGGGGGUUGAUCGAGCUAUCGUCGCACGAAACAAAGAAAGUGUGCGUGAAACAUCCCCAUUUAGCGAGGCUUAAAGCACUCUCAGGACGUCUUGUUCCAUUUAUAAGCGGCACAACACAAGUGCACACGUGCGAGAAGAUGAAGUGGACGAUGAACGUAGACCCUCGGUAAUGGUCAGAAUAUCUCAGUCGUUUCACGAUCUUCGUGCCGAACAAUAUCCGCGUACAAAGUAAAAAGAAAAGAAAGAAGUGUAGAAACAAACCAAUCGUCACAUUAUUUUCCUAAAACCGGCUAAAUUGCAGUGAAAAUUUUUCGCAGAAUUACAGACUUUUAAAAUUCAAACUCGUGCAAUUCUCGAAAUAUGUAUUCUCUCCGUUCACUUUAAAAAAAAAAAAAAAAAAUCGAGAAGAUCUGACGAAUUUGAUCUCGAAUUAGAGUGAACUUCUAAAUGACUGAAUUUCUAUGAGAUGGAUGUACAAAGAUACAUUGUAAAGAACACAGUGAAACGUUGAGUGCAGAGUGUAAAAGUGAGCCCGCGAUUGGCAAGAAGAAUUCUUGCUUGCUCGAUGCAUUAAUGAACGUCAUAAUAAACGCGUGUGUUAUAUUUACAAACUGGAACAUACUGCGUGUCACAUCACUGCCUGAUUACUACAGGAUCUUCUGUCUACGUAAAACGACGAUAAAAUGGAGUUGCUGGUGCCAGCAGUUUCGGACGUCGUGUUCAAGUACACAUGGUCCGUUCCAAAUUACAAGAAGACUAUUUUAAAAAAAAGUUUUAUCGAUAGUCCAUCAUUUGAUGUCAAUGUGAAUGGUAUUCACAGCACGUGGAAUUUGUCCAUCAGAUUCUGGAAGAAUCCUGAUGGCAAAAGAAUGAUAAACCCAGUGGUAUUGUGCCUGAACAUGUUGAACUGCACCGUAGAUGAAGCGGAACAAGCGAAGAUACGAUUUCAAUUUGCAGUUUUCAAUGCCGACGUUAAACACUGGGAGUACUGUCACGUUAGCAGGACAAUACUUGAGCUGAAAUCAUACACGGACAUCAUUUCCUUGGGCUACAGGGACUUGUCCAUCGUCGACAGGCAUUUAAAGAAGAACGGCGAGGUGGUGUUAAUGGUUAAGAUACAGAUAAUCCAAUAUGAAAGCGAGAAACACAACUUGUCGCAGGAUAUGGCCAGACUAUUAAAGCAUUCAUGUGGCGCAGACACGAAAUUAACCUGCGGAGGUUUGAACAACAUGGAAAUUCCAGUUCAUAGCAGCAUAUUAGCUGCUCGAAGCAACGUUUUGGCUGAGAUGAUAUUGCCUUUAAGAGAUCUCAACGAGAAAAAGAACUCAAGAUCAGAUAUCGCAGAAGAUAAAAUAGCAGAUAUACCGGAAUUGCAAGAAAAUAUAAUCGAUAAAGAAAACAAACGUUCCAAUGAUCGUUAUAUGUUUUCUUUGGAAUUGCUGGAUCUGAGCAAAGAAAUGACCGAAGAAUUAUUGCGAUAUAUAUAUAGUGAUCACGUUGAUAAUUUGGAUAAUUUCGCUCCACAACUUUUACCUCUGGCUGAACGCUUUUGUUUACAGGGAUUGAAGGAGCUCUGCGAACGAAAUCUUAUCGAAACGAUAACUCCAGAAAAUAUAGCGAGCAGACUUUUAAUUGCGGACGAGUUUGGCUGUGAUGCGCUUAAAAGAGCAAGUUUAGCAUAUUGUGAGGAAAACAUAACGAUACUCAACAAAAGUUUGGCAUGGAAAAUGAUGGAACAAGUGAACCCAGAAUUGUUCAAUGAAGUUUGUGAAGCUGGUAUUGGCAGUUCAAGAUCAAGUAACAUGGAUGAUAGUGAAUUAAGCAAUUGAUAUCUUUUAGAUAUAAGCAACUUAAUUAAUUGUGAGUUGUAACAAAUUUUAAUAUUAGACAGUUUUAAUUUUCAAAAAGAGAAAUCAAUGUAAGAUAUGAUUCAGAUUUUAUAGAAAAUUUGAUCACUUAUAAAAUACUGUUGAAAAAUGUGUCUUUCCAACCUAAAUAACUUUAAUAAA
Molecule: messenger RNA, 2114 nt
Organism: Frieseomelitta varia
Lineage: Eukaryota; Metazoa; Arthropoda; Insecta; Hymenoptera; Apidae
Product: protein roadkill-like
Exons: 6
Coding region: 789-1934 (381 amino acids)
Biological process (GO): regulation of proteolysis; proteasome-mediated ubiquitin-dependent protein catabolic process
Cellular component (GO): cytoplasm; nucleus
Molecular function (GO): ubiquitin protein ligase binding
Source: RefSeq, a predicted model, not a curated record